AUGGAGGAAUCAAAGGACGAAACAAAGCCAGUGGAAGCACAAGGUCAUAAUACCCAAUGGUGGCCCUCAGAUCUUAUUGAUAAACUGCGGUCAUUUUCUCUGGUUUCAUCAGAUGAAGCCUCAAGUUCUAAAGGAUCAAGAGGACAACUCGACAUUGAGAGCGCAUAUCAAGUGGCAUCACAGACUUUGUGGGACACUGGAAAGCUAGCCGAACCCAUUCCUGAUGGUUUCUAUUUUGUCAGUCCUGAAAGAAGAUUUAAGGAGCUUUUUGAUACUAUUCCAACAAUAGAUGACCUCCAGGCAAUGGAUGCCGAGGGGCUUAGGCCAAAUGUCAUUCUUGUGGAUGCACGGAAAGAUAAGAAGCUUUCUAUGUUGAAGCAGCUUGCUGUCACUUUGGUGAAAGGACUGAAUUCGAAUCCUGCUGCAAUGAUCAAGAAGAUAGCUGGAUUGGUUUGCGAUUUCUUUAAAAGACCGAAAUUGGAGCCUGAUCUUGUGAAAGGUGCACUCGAAGAAGUCUCUCAUGCACUUGAUAAUCAAGGUAUUCACUUGGUGGGACACAUAAAGCAUGGCUCGUGCCAUUCCAGGGCCAUCUUAUUCAAAGUUCUCGCUGAUACUGUCGGCCUGGAAAGUAUGCUUAUGGUGGGUUUGCCUAGAGAUGGAGUAAUGGAACGGACAGAUACAUAUAAGCACAUAUCUGUUGUAGUAGUUUUGAAUUCUGUAGAAUUUUUGGUUGAUCUUGGGCGUAAUCCUGGCAAGCUGCUAUCAUGCUCGGCAAAGGCUGUGUUUCUUUCUCAUCUCUCUGCAGGUGAGAGUGAUUCUGCAGAAAAUGACUCAUAUGAUUCUCCCAUCGAGCCAAACAGCCCUAUGUGUGUCUUUCCAGAUCAAACCCAAGUUGAGGGAUUAUCGCAUAGUGAACCAACUGUGGCAAAUUCAUUUUGGCGGCGUAACCUGAAGAAAGAGAUAGCUGAACAGAAGACAGCAGGUUCAAGUCCAGAACACCCUUUCUUCCGUGGACAUGGGAGAUCUUUGCUUGGAGGUCGUAGGCAUUCAUUUCGAGACUACAGCAAUGAUAUUAAUGCAUCAAGGUCUGCUGGCGCAUCUCCAGUGGAAGCUCGUAGGAGAAGACGACGCUGUAUUAGCAUGAUUCCUGAGAUUGGGGAUGAUACCGUAAGAGCUGUUCGAAGGAUGAGUGAAGCUCUCAAGAAAAACCGACUUCCAGAAGAACAAGUAAAUUUAAGUCAUAGUUCGACAAGUGGGAAGGAUGACAACUCAGACAUCCGUGAAAGCGUGUCGGGGCAGAGUUCUGGUAGCCGCGAUGGAAUAUAUGGUCCUAAACCUUUGUCAUAUAAUUUCCCAUCAAAACAAAUAAGUCUUCAAAAGGCAAUAUCAUUGCCUUCAUCUCCUCAACAUUGUACCCAUGAAGCUUCUCUUAGGGAUGAUGCAUCAGAAAAUUUGGAGAGUUCUGAUAUAAUGGCAGCAUUUAAUAAAGUCCUUGAAUCAUCAACGAUUGUGAACAAGCCAUUGUUACCCUUCCCAGAAUGGAACAUCGAUUUUUCCGAGAUAACCAUCGGAACUCGGGUAGGAAUCGGAUUUUUCGGGGAAGUUUUUCGCGGCACUUGGAAUGGAUUAGAGGUUGCAAUCAAAUUGUUCCUGGAACAAGAUCUCAAUGUUGAGAAUAUUGAAGAUUUUUGCAAUGAAAUAUCAAUCUUGAGCCGCACUCGUCAUCCAAAUGCAGUUAUAUUAUUCCUUGGAGCUUGUACGACUCCCCCUCGCCUCUCCUUAGUUACUGAAUAUAUGGAGAUGGGAUCACUAUAUUUCUUGAUCCAUGGAAGUGGGCUGAAAAAAAAGCUUAGCUGGAAAAAGAGACUCAAAAUGCUUUGUGAUAUAUGCAGGGGGCUCAUGAGCAUCCAUCGGAUGAAAAUCGUGCAUCGUGAUUUAAAGAGCGCGAAUUGCUUGGUGAAUAAGCACUGGACAGCCAAGAUAUGUGAUUUCGGGCUAUCCCGGGUACUCACGACCCGGCCCAUGAAAGACACUUCCUCAGCCGGAACACCUGAAUGGAUGGCUCCCGAACUCAUCCGAAACGAACCCUUUACAGAGAAGUGCGAUAUUUUCAGCCUAGGUGUCAUCAUGUGGGAGCUUUGCACGCUCAACAGACCGUGGGAAGGUGUACCAUCAGUUCAGCAGGUUGUUUUUAAUGUUGGCAAUGAUGGGCAGAGGCUGGAAAUUCCAGAAGGUCCUCUGGGCAAGCUGAUAGCUGAUUGCUGGGCAGAACCCGAAGAACGGCCUAGCUGUCAGGAGUUACAAUUUACCGGUGGUGGCGGCAGCGUGUCGGCACAGAGUGUUGCCGCCAGGCAGAAGUGCAGGAAAAUUAUCGGGAGAAUCACGAGCUGGGGAAGCCGGACGAUCGUCAGUUUCUUUGGGAAGCUUCCGCGGGUGAUCGCCAGGGAAGCUUCCACGGGUGAUCGCCAUGGGCGAUUAAGCGAUCGACAACCCUAA
This is a messenger RNA of Striga hermonthica, 2496 nucleotides long. The record is from the annotation of a GenBank genome assembly. NCBI's taxonomy places the organism in Eukaryota, Viridiplantae, Streptophyta, Magnoliopsida, Lamiales, Orobanchaceae.